Molecule: messenger RNA, 6335 nt
Organism: Gavialis gangeticus (Gharial)
Lineage: Eukaryota; Metazoa; Chordata; Crocodylia; Gavialidae
Gene: KCND2
Product: potassium voltage-gated channel subfamily D member 2
Exons: 7
Coding region: 514-2469 (651 amino acids)
Biological process (GO): potassium ion transmembrane transport; protein homooligomerization
Cellular component (GO): voltage-gated potassium channel complex; membrane
Molecular function (GO): A-type (transient outward) potassium channel activity; voltage-gated monoatomic ion channel activity involved in regulation of postsynaptic membrane potential; protein binding
Source: RefSeq, a predicted model, not a curated record
GCUCAAGGGGCUCGGGCAGGAGCGGCGGAGAAGAGCCGGGCUGGGGGCUCUGGCGGAGGGGCCGAGAAGAGCCCUCCUCACCUCAGGUGGCUGCUCUGAGGAAGCGAGAGCCAUCCGCUGGUGACUCGCGUUUGCACCUCUCCCUUCUGUCUACAUGCAACAUACGGAGCUUUUCUCCACAAGAGCCAGCUGGUAGGGAGGGGGAGGCAUUGGUUUCACUGCACACGGGGACAUCAUGACUUUCCCUGUCUCCCGAUCUCUUCUGCUGACUGACUAGCAGGCAGUGGUCGGGAGACAAAAGAGGAGCAGGCAACAUUUUCAGGACAGCCUUCACUGUUUAGGCAGAGUAACAGCACUUAGGAGCCUGCAGGACCUGCCGUGGCUUUGGGAGCAUUUGAGCAUUUGUGUCUCAUUCAGGGUUUUGUGUUUUUUUUAAAUUUAUGUAUUUAGUGGCCAAGCCAGGAUUGGCUCUGAAGUGAUCCCUCAGCAGAGGCAGCCUUAGCAGCUUGGACCAUGGCUGCAGGAGUAGCAGCUUGGUUGCCCUUUGCCCGGGCAGCAGCCAUAGGAUGGAUGCCAGUGGCCACAAGUCCCAUGCCAGCUGCUCCCCGGCAGGAGAGAAAGCGAAGCCAGGACUCUCUGAUUGUGCUGAAUGUGAGUGGCAUCCAGUUCCAGACUUGGCUGGAUACCCUGGAGCGCUACCCGGAUACGCUGCUGGGCAGCUCAGAGCGAGACUUCUUCUACCACCCAGAAACGCAGCAGUACUUUUUUGACCGAGAUCCUGAUAUCUUCCGUCACAUACUCAAUUUCUACCGUACAGGGAAGCUUCAUUACCCCCGGCAAGAGUGUAUCUCGGCGUACGAUGAGGAGCUGGCCUUCUUUGGCAUCAUCCCUGAGAUCAUUGGCGAUUGCUGCUAUGAGGAGUACAAGGAUCGUCGGCGUGAGAACGCUGAGCGCCUGCAGGAUGAUGCUGACCAGGAUCACGCAGCGGAGAACUCUCUGCCUUCCAUGACAGCUCGGCAGAGGAUGUGGCGGGCCUUCGAAAACCCACACACCAGUACACUGGCCCUGGUCUUCUACUAUGUCACUGGUUUCUUCAUUGCUGUUUCUGUCAUCGCCAACGUGGUGGAAACAGUGCCCUGUGGCCUAAGUCCUGGUCGUAUCAAGGAGCUGCCCUGUGGAGAGCGCUAUGCUGUAGCUUUCUUCUGCCUGGAUACAGCUUGUGUCAUGAUUUUCACUGUUGAGUAUUUGCUGCGUUUGGUGGCAGCUCCCAGCCGCUACAAGUUUGUGCGCAGUGUCAUGAGUAUUAUUGAUGUAGUUGCCAUCAUGCCGUAUUACAUUGGCCUGGUGAUGACAGAUAAUGAGGAUGUCAGUGGGGCUUUUGUGACACUGCGUGUCUUCCGUGUCUUCCGGAUCUUUAAGUUUUCCCGUCACUCGCAGGGGCUGCGUAUCCUGGGCUACACGCUGAAGAGUUGUGCCUCGGAGUUAGGCUUUCUCCUCUUUUCACUUACCAUGGCCAUUAUCAUCUUUGCCACGGUCAUGUUUUAUGCAGAGAAAGGUUCAUCAGCCAGCAAGUUCACCAGCAUCCCUGCUGCAUUUUGGUACACCAUUGUCACUAUGACAACACUGGGGUAUGGCGAUAUGGUGCCGAAGACAAUAGUUGGGAAGAUCUUUGGUUCAAUAUGUUCUUUGAGUGGGGUCUUAGUCAUUGCUCUGCCUGUUCCUGUUAUUGUCUCCAACUUCAGUCGUAUCUACCACCAGAAUCAACGAGCAGACAAGCGCAAGGCACAGAAGAAAGCCAGGCUUGCCAGAAUUCGUGCAGCAAAGAGUGGGAGUGCUAAUGCUUACAUGCAGAGCAAACGAAAUGGCUUACUGAGUAACCAGCUGCAGCAGUUCUCCAGUGAAGAACAGGCCUUUGUUAGCAAAUCCGGCUCUUGCUUUGAAACACAGCAUCACCACCUGCUCCAUUGUCUGGAAAAAACCACGGGUCUAUCUUAUGUUGUGGAUGAUCCCAGCUUAUCAAUAAGCUGUUCAACAGCCACGAAGAAUCAUGAAUUUGUGGAUGAACAAGCCUAUGAAGAAAGCUGUAUGGAGGUUUCCACAGUCAAUCGACCCUCAAGCCACAGUCCUUCUCUCUCUUCUCAACAAGGGGUUACCAGCACUUGCUGCUCACGCCGACAUAAAAAGACAUUCCGUAUCCCAAACACCAAUGUAACCGGCAGCCGUCAAGGAAGCGUACAAGAACUCAGCACUAUCCAGAUCAGAUGUAUGGAUCGAACACCUCUAUCUAACAGUCGAUCCAGUUUAAAUGCCAAAGUGGAAGAGUGCGUUAAACUAAACUGUGAGCAGCCUUAUGUCACCACAGCAAUAAUCAGCAUCCCAACACCCCCAGUCACCACACCCGAAGGGGAUCAUAGGCCACAAUCUCCCGAAUAUUCAGGAGGAAACAUUGUCAGAGUAUCUGCUUUAUAAAACAAAUAGAAUAGACGCUUGGAGGCUGAGUUCUAGCAGGAAAAAAAAUAGUUCUGGAGAAACAAAGCUGGAAAAGGCAACACGCCCUUGGUAGGGGUUACAGCAACAACAGAGCGAGAGGUUCAGGAGAAACGAAACAAUUUGGGUUUCAGUGCUGUGGCAUGUGAACCAGGCAACCAAAUGGAGUUUUUACAUGUCAUUUGAACUGUUACACAGCAAAAUUUUGACUUAACUAUGAGCACAAUGAAAUGUCCCCCAUUGAUGCUUCUUCUUACCAUAAGAGCUCUUUUUUAAAGAAAAAAUAAAAUUAAAAAAAGGUUGGACAUUAUGUUCCAGCUGAAUGCAAAACAACAAUGAAAAGCAUUUUGAUAACAUGUCUUUUUUCCUGUUAUUAAACCAUAAACUUGUCAAGACUGUUUAAAAAAAAAGAAAAAAGAAAAAAAAAGAAAAAAAAAAAAAAAGAAAAAGCUCAUAUGAAAUAAGUUUGUCCUGAUUGAAAGAAAUACAACCAUAAUGCAUGCUGAAAUUAUUUGGAGCUGUGAUCUCGGUUUACUUAUGUUGUUUUUUCAAAUUAGGCAUGAAAAAUAUUACUGUAGACAGGGGCAUUUCUGUGCACUUGCAACAAGCUGAUUGUUAAUGUUCCAUGGUAGUUGUACAAAUAACUUCCCUUUGAAAACUGCAGUAUUUCUUAUUCAGACACUCAUUAGUGAACUCAAGGUGUUCAGUUAGUUCAGUAUUUAUUCUCGUUUUCUCUGGCUUCCUAGGUACUGUUACAACUGCAAUAAUUCAUUGUACACCUGUUGUAUCAGGAAUCAGGAUUUUUUUUUUCUUUUAGGUAUUUUAUAAGAAUUCAUCUAGACUAUAAACUACACCAAUAGAAAAUAUUUUCUCUAUGGCAACAUUUUAAAUGGUCUUGUAACCAAAACUGUGCACCACAAAUGUACUUUUCAAUCAUGCUUCCUUCUGUCCCCAGUACUCUGUGACAGUACAUUAUCUGUUCAAACAUUACUAUCUUCUUUGGAAUUUCAAGGCUUUUCAUGAAUUGGCGUAGUCUUUUGUUCUGCAAAUGCUUCCUUACUUUUGUAUUUCCUGAACAAUAGUUUUACUAGUGUAGUGUUACAAUGCCAAUCCCAUCUGAAAUUAAACUAAAACAAAGACGGUUUUGUGACAAACUAACACUUAUCUCUAAACCUCUGUUAUUCUGCAGUAUCCAGGGGAUUAGAUAUGCUGAGCAUUGGAAGACAUUUAGUGAAAACUGUUUGUGGAAACUGUUCUUAUAGUCAUUACCUGUAAAUCUGCAUCCUAACAUUUCUUUUUGGCUUUAUAACUUGUAAUGAUAUUUUCUCUCCUGAGACAUACUGAUAAAAACAGAUUUGGGGCCCAAUUCUGCACAACUGUAAUGGAUUUCAGUGGGAAUUUUGAUGCAAGAUAAGGCCCAUUAAUUGAUAGAAUUCACAAGUUGAUAAGGCCCUCAUGCUUCACUUCUUAAGGAAAUCUCAAUUUUCUCGCCACUAAGGUUUCUCCUAAGAGCAGGUUUAUUAGCUGGAAUAAAAGAAUGUCCUUAAGAGGUUUACAUCUUGAAAAUGCUGUCUAUAUAUCAAGCAUCCAACCGUCCUGAAUUGUGGGGCUGUCUCCCAGUGUCACCAAAGAUUUCCUGAGACAGGAUUUUGGUCCCAAAUCUGAAAAAUUGAUUCCAGGUUGGCAAUCACGCCUCUUCAACCCCAAGCAUUUGUGUGGUGACACACAGAAUCCUGUUGUAUCUACCAAGAAGACACAGAACAUACUGCCUGGCACCGUGUGAAGAGAUCUCCACUGAUUUGGUCCGGGAGACAGCUGUGGGCUCUGCCUCAGGAGAUCUAAUUUGCCCACGCACAAUGCCAGGAGAACAUGGCUAUACUACCUAGCUCUGCUAAAAAGGCAGAGCUAAUUAGCUUGAGCACAGUGCCACCUGAACAGGGUUAUACUGCUUCUGAUUCAGGGGUAGUGUCCAGCUAACUUGCCCACCUGCAGCACUGUGCUAAGGCAAAUAGACUAAUCAGAAUCACAAAUAGUGAAUACUUCUGGUUUCAGAGGUCUGUGGAACAUCUGGGAUUGUCCCCUGGAUUUUGCUCCUAGAAGCACCUAGUAGUUCAUGUACAAAAAAAUACUGUGUAAGUAGAAAUUAAUGCACAUCUCCAUACAAAAAAAAUUGGACAUACUAAUCAAAAAACUCGGUGUAUUAGAGAAAGUUAUCAGAAGCAGUUAAGUUGUAGUGAUGUUAUAGUUGUGAUUGUCCAGGAAAUAUGCAGGAGGCAAGGAUUUGAGGGCGAUUUCUUUUAUUGGACCAGCUGAAUAGUUAAAAAAGGCUUCCUUUUGGGUACUACAGUACCCUGCAUCAGGAGACAUGAGGAAUACUGCUACAACAUCCUCACGUCUCCUGAGGAAGGGUACUGUAUUAUCCAGAAACUUGUCUACAUCUAUCCCAAACAUGCAGUUAGUCCAAUAAAAGAUAUCACCUAUCAAAAAUCCUUGCCUCUAGUAAAAAUGAAAUGCUGUUAAUAUAAAUACUGUAUGUUUCAUACACUACAGUACCAGUUACUAUCAUCUCAACAUUUACAUUAAGAAGAAAUAUACUGUGAAAGUAGAACCUCAAUAAUCUAGAUAUUCCUUACUCUGCAGAUUUAGGUAGGGAAGGCCAGCAAGAUGUUGUAAUAGAGCCUGAUAUUUCUACCAAAUAUGCUAGCGUAUGUUUACUAAUAAAUUAUUAUUAUCAUACAUUAAAGCUAAAUUACAGCUGACAAAAUAAAAACAGUACAUUUUGUGAUGCAUUAUUCUUGUUUUCAUAUCAUUUGUUGACUUAUCCAUAACAUGGAUUAAAUGGCAAUGAAUUUCCUAUUCAUUUGUGCAAAUUAGCAAGAUUCCAUUAUUUGAAAAUGGAAUCAGAUCUUGUACAUUUCUUGUAAAGAAUUCAGCAUCUCACUGGUGCUGGAUUCUCCUCUUACAACAGUGAAUGGCUCCAAUAACUAUUGAAGUCAAUUAUUUUGAACAUCUCUUCUGCUCUCUUGUAGAACUGGGGUAAAUCCUUUGAAGCCAACAGAGUUCCUCUAGUUUAACUGUAGUGUAAGACUGAAAUAAGUCUAGCCCAGAGAUUUUACUUGCUUCUUUUUUCUACUCAUAAUUACGUGUUUAAAAGACUGGCUUUGUGCCUAGCCUCUGUUGAGGCAAUUACUGUAUGAAAACUGCCCUGAUAUUAACAAUCUACAACAGCUUCUCCUUUAUGUCACAUGGUGCUUCUUGACAACUUUCAUCAGGAAACUAAUAUAAGGUGGCAGUUACUGAAAACCAUUUGGAACAAGAUCUGCACUGAGUUACAUAUCCUGUUCAAUCUCAUUGGCCUCACUGAGGUUGCACAGGGCUAAAGAAUUUGGCCUCUUGAUUUCAUUGUUCAGAUGACCUAAAGAAAAUGCAAUAUAGCAAUACUUGUAUAAGGAUGACACCCCCGAUUACUUUUAUCCUCAUGGUUAAAAUACGGUUUAAGGAAUAAUUUGUCGAGCUUUUCCAGAAUGCCAGUCUAGUCUCUUAUUUCCAUCUAUCACUUAUGCAAAAUUGUUAAUUUAUUCUGAAUUUGAAAAAUAAACAUUCUUUUGGUGUUUUAGGUGAUUUAAAUACUGUUUUGGUAGUGAAUGACUGUUGAUGACUGUGUAAAUGCAUCUGUACUGUAAAUUAAAUGUAAUUAUUUCUGUGUAUCAUACAAAAAAACCAAGGUUGUUGUUUUGGACAAUUUUGUUUGAAAUUCAUAUAUUGUGUUUCAGAAGGCAGCAUAAUAUAUGUAUUAUGCUGAAUAAAUGGACAUCUGAGGAAUACUUAAAUAAAACAUCUGCAUGCUU